Messenger RNA from Hydra vulgaris (swiftwater hydra), 1071 nucleotides. Its product is annotated as cysteine-rich hydrophobic domain-containing protein 2. The record is from RefSeq and is a predicted model, not a curated record. NCBI's taxonomy places the organism in Eukaryota, Metazoa, Cnidaria, Hydrozoa, Anthoathecata, Hydridae.
UUUAAUAAAUUUUGAAAUUUUAAUAUAACUUAUAUUGACUCCACGAACUAUUUAAAAACAAAACCUGCCAGUGGAACUAUAGUAUAUAAGUGAUGUUAUGCGUUUUUAAUAAAUGAAAAUUCUUAAAGACAAUGCUUUUUAAAUUCUUAUGGAAAGAUUUGAUAUGAUAGAAGACGCUUUACAAGAUUAUGGAGAUGGUGAAACUGAACCUUUUCGAAGAUCCGAUCCUAUAAGAAUUUCUGGCGUUGGUCAUCUUACUUUAUUUGGGUUGAGUAAUAAGUUUGAAACAGAUUUUCCUUCAGGAUUGACAGGAAAGCUUGCUCCUGAAGAGUAUGAUGCAACGCUGUCUAGAAUAAACAAAGUUUUAGGGCGUUCAUUGCCAACAAAUUUACGGUGGUUAUUUUGUGGCUGCCUAUGUUGUUGCUGUACACUUGGAAUGUCCAUAUGGCCAGUUGUUUUUUUAAAUAAAAGAACCAGACAUCAGCUUGAAAAAAUUAUUGACUCAGAAAAUCGAAAUUUAUAUCACAAGCUCGGCUUACAUUUGAAGUUAAAAAAGCAAAUGGUGGUUUCUGGUAAUAUGAUGGAAUAUGUAUUACUUGUCGAGUUUCGUCCAAAGGUUGCCUUGUUCAAACCAGACUAAAAAACGUUUUAUUUAAUCCUUUUUUUUUUUACUAUGUUCUUUAAUUUUAUCUUCUUUGCGUUUGCGUUUAUUGUUUUGUAAAAAAAAGGAAAUAGUUGACUGGCAGGCCAGUUUUUUUUUUCUGGAUUUCUUUUUUUCGUUUUUAAGUUGCAGACUAGAUUUUACAUUUAUUAAUUACUAGUUUCAAAUAGCAAAAAGUUGUAUUUUGAACAACAAGGAUCAUGUUGAUAUUUUGUUUAAAAAGGAGGUCUUGUCAUUAAAUUUGACCACGCUUUGUAGACAUUUGUAUGUAUUAUUUGACAAUACUUAUGACGAUAAUUUAAAAAUUCUAUAAUGGAAGUAUAUUAUUGUAUAUUAUUUAUUUUAUUUGGUUUAUUAUCAGAGAUUUUUUACGAUAAAUGACUUUGAAGUUCUUUUGCCUUUAAAUGCUA